Parathielavia appendiculata is the source of this 3414-nucleotide messenger RNA. RefSeq lists its product as uncharacterized. Gene Ontology annotation, molecular function: transcription cis-regulatory region binding. NCBI's taxonomy places the organism in Eukaryota, Fungi, Ascomycota, Sordariomycetes, Sordariales, Chaetomiaceae. Bases 1 to 3414 code for a protein of 1137 amino acids. The record is from RefSeq and is a predicted model, not a curated record. Gene Ontology annotation, cellular component: nucleus; SWI/SNF complex. The transcript has a single exon. Gene Ontology annotation, biological process: regulation of transcription by RNA polymerase II.
AUGAGUUCCUGGCUCAACGAGGCCGCUGUCCCCAAUCACAAUGGCAACGGCUUCCCUCACAUUAACGACCCCUCCGCAGUUGCCGGGGCCAUGAUGGAUCCUUCCGGAUUCAUGGGCAAUCCUGCCCAAUUCAACGCCCAGUUCGCUAACCCCCAGCAAAUGGUCAUGCCCAACGGGCCCAUGCGCAAUGCGUCGCCCUCGUUCGCGAACCCCAUGUAUCAAACCAACUCCGUUGUUCCGUCGAAGCGACCGAGGCCGAUGGAGGAUGGCAUGAGCCAGUCACCGCGUCCGGCACCAGGCAUGUUGCCGACGUCGCGCGCCGAAACGCCCCAGCAGUCAGCGUUCCCCGGUUUCCAACAACCCGGCAUAUCGCAACAAUCGACCGGUCAACCGUCGCCGUAUCCACACCUCCAGCCCAACGGUUCGACGAACGCGACGCCGUCCCCCAUUAUGGCGAACCAGAUGCGCCCCGGCAGCAUUCCCCAGAGGGUCGCGUCUUCCUCACCACAUCCGUUCUCGCCGGCCGCGCAACAGUUUCCACAAGCAUCCCCCAUCACGUCCGACCACGGUGGUACGCCACAGGCCUUCAUGCAGCAGAACACCUUUCCGCAUAGCUUCAACCCUCAGUUCACAGCAGCCGCACAGUCUCCUGCGAGGCCCUCUCCCUCGCCCAACCCAAUGGCCGGCCAGAUGAUGCCGCAGCAAAUGGGCCAGAUGCAGAUGGGACAAUUUCCGCAGCAGAUGCAGCAGUUGGGUCCACUGGCGGGACAGAUGCCUGGGCAGAUGCCCGGUCAAAUGGCAGGGCAGAUGAUGUCCGGACAGAUGACUGGACAAUUACCGGGGCAAACGCAGGGACAAAUGGGCGGGCAGAUGACUGGACCGAUGGCCGGCCAGAUGCCAAACAUGAUGUUUCCGCAGCAGAUGGGACAGAUGGGACAGAUGGCGCAGCCCAGGAACGCUCUCGAGCAGCAGAAGCUCCUCUAUCAAAUGCAGCUGCAACAGCAAGCGCAGCGAACGAGUAUGCAGAUGCAGCAGCUGGGCGGCGGCCAAAACAUGAUGCAAGCGCAAACAAACCCCAAUCAGACGCAAGUACAGGGGCAGCCUCGGAACAUGAUGGCCGCCAGGCAAGGGGCCCCCAACGGCCAGAUGGUCCCAGGCGGAAUGAGACCGCAGCAGGCGGGGCCUCAGCAGCCCAUGAUGCGGAUGCCUCCGCCAGAACAGUUCAUGAAGCACCUCUCGGCCUUCAUGAACUCGAAAGGCCUUCCACUCGACCUGCACCCUGUGGUCGACGGCCGCCCGAUACCCCUGUACAAUCUCUUCCAGAUUGUGUAUAACAAGGUUGGGGGAUAUCGCAACACGACACAGUCAAACAGCUGGAUUCAGGUUUCCCAAAUCAUGGGCUUCGCGCCUCACCAGAUUCCCUCGGCGGCGCCACAGCUCAAGGGCGUCUACGAGCGCAAUCUACUCAAGUUCGAGGAACUGUGGGCUGCUCAACAAAAGAUGCGACUACAGCAGCAGGGAGGAAUGGCCAAUGCCCCCGGCAUGCCGCAACAGGGGACGCCGAAAGCCAUGCCGCCGGGACAAGUCCCACCACAGAUGAUGCAGCCUGGUCAACCGACGCAAACACAGGGUCAAAUGCAAUCCCCCAUCAAGGGGCCCAUGCCACAGCAGCCCGGUAUGAACGGGCUUUCCGCCUCUGCGCAGCCUCCUCAAGGCCAACAGCCCAUUCUCUCGAGCCAAGGGCAUUCUCGCAACAGCUUGUCGAGGAGCGUGCAAGCCACGCCGACGGCUGAUGAGUUCCCGCUCGCAUCCCCGGCUCAGAGCAAGGCAGGGAUUAUGUCACUUCCCGGCGCAGCCCACCCGGAGAAUCAGGCCAUGCCAGACGACGCUGCCAGCUCGUUGAAAUUUCCUGCCCCGUUCGCGACAAACCCCGAUGAGUACAUGCCCUCUUCUCGGGAGCUCACAACAUACGGCGGCUUCGACGUGGGCGCACUCUGGAAAAUCGGCGACGAGUUGCAGCGAGCCAAAAUCGAUGUACCCCUGCCCAUCGAUUUCGGAAACGUCGACAUCCACGCCCUUACCAAAAGCAUUCAGAGCGGCAUACACGGAGAGAUCCGACUGGCACUCGACACACUGGCGUCCUUGACCUCGAGCGAUUACCAUUUUGUUAGCCCCACCCAGCCUAUUCCCAUUCCGCAGAUUGAUCUCAGGCAUUGCGACGACCUUGUCGACGCCUUGAUUGAGUGCGCCGAAGAGCAGAUGGACCUUUUGGUGGAGAAUUCCGAGGAAGCUUCAGACGAGAUCACAAUCACACCGUACGAGGAGGUUGUCCGCGCUUGUCGGGUCGACAGGCUCCGCUUGAGUAAGGUUACCGUCUUUGGAUCUCAGGAAUAUGAAUUGGACCGCGCCGUCGACCGGCUGAUCUGCAUUACAACCAUUUUGCGGAAUCUUUCCUGCCGCGAGGAGAAUCAUGGACCUCUGGCCGACGAGACCGUAAUUCAAUUUCUCUGCGUCCUGAUUAGGUAUCUGGGCACACGAGAGAUGCUCCUUCGCACCAAUCCUAACACGCUAGAUCUGAUGAAAGAUUUGGUGACUCUGUUGUCCAACAUCUCGAGUGCAGUCGAGAUACCCGGACGAGAGCAGGCCUUUUGCCUGCUGCAGUUCCUACUCGCCUUCGCACCAACACCGGGCCCGACCUUGGCAGGCGGUAGGCUCUUCUUCGCGCCUUACGAGCCUGCUCUGCACCCAUACCUCCCCCAUGCGGUAGACUCGCUCGCCAAGCUUCUCGCGCGGGACGAACCGAACAGGACGCAUUACAAGGCCAUCUUCGCCGCUGAGACUGCCGUCAUCACCUCACCACCCUGCGAACUCCUCACCCGCACUUUCGCCCUCGCGAUAUCCCCGGUCCCCGACCACAUGCGGGAACAGCGCGCCAUGAACCUCCCAUCAUUAGUCGAGGCACGCAAGCCGCUCCUCAUGCAAAGCCUCCUUUCAGCCGACAUCAUGGGGGGCUUGGCGCCCGGGCACGAAAGCGGCGUAACACGCCUCUGGCUCACAUCCGGCAACGGAUUUGCCCAGAACCUCUUCCUCCUCGCCCGCCACCUCGGCAGCCAGUUCGAGGGCCCGCCGGCCAGGACCAGCAGGGGCCAGCCGGUGGGCCAGCCGAAGCGGGAUCCGGACCUCGUCUACAUCAUUGGCCUCGCGCUCAGCCUGCUCAGGCGGCUCACUGAGAAGGCGCUGGAUCCGAGCGACCCCGCCGGGGAAAGCAGCAUCCCGCCCGAGGUGCUCCCUGCCAAGGAGAGUGUCCUGGAGGCGCUGCAGAUGCAGGCGCAGGAGUGGGCUAAGGACGGGAUAUUGGCUAACCUGGUUGAGUAUGCGAGCAUGGCGGAAAAGAGCCUUCGGCUCCGGGGGUGA